AUGUCACAAAAAGGUCUGAAAAACCAGACGGCGAACGACGGAAAGACGAAAGAUGGGGGCCCCCAAGUCUACGUAAAGCUUUCCGGCCGCAAUUACGGUUCCCAAAUAGGCAUCAACAAUGGAUCGAUCGAGCAGUACAUUCUCGACGGCCGGGUAGAAUACGUCGCUCGGCUGCGCCAGGAUUCCCCAGAUACUUGGGUAUUUUGGGUGGACGCGAAAAACGAAGAGACCUUCCUCGAGUCGUACCAUGCACUGGCAAAACGUGCCGAGAUACCCGGCUGGGAUGAUGCAAAGAUGGACGAUAUACCGGGCCUCGUUUUUGAAUGGCUGAAGAAUGAUCUGGUCAGUCCUUGGCUGCUCAUCCUCGACGGCAACGACGACGCCAACAUGCUCUUCACCGAAAGAGUGACUGGGGCUGGAAAGCGUGGCAAGAGUGGCAACGGCUCCAUCCUCAUCACCUCUCGUGAUGCCAAAGCUGGGAAAGGUCUCGGAGCCUCCGUCUCGAUACAGGUUCCGCCACUAGACAGCGACGAUGCCGUGGAGCUGCUUCGUAAGAAGGUGCCCGAAGAGAUGGUCGGGAACGCAGAUAUUGGUGGGCUCGUCAAGAAGCUAGAGUACCUUCCUCUGGCCAUCAGCCAUGCCGCCACCUAUAUCUCGGAAACCCCCUGCACAGUACCAGAGUACCUUGACGUACUCGACGAUGAGACCGAAUUCGCCAGUGUAUUGGCAACAGAAGUCAACGGAAAACGCAAAACCGACGUUCCGUGGUCCGUCAUGAGUUCCUGGACCUUGUCAUUCAAGCGCCUCCAAGAGCGGAACCCACGAGCCGUCGAGCUGCUCCAGAUGAUAUGCUUCUUAGACAGACAUAACAUUCCCAAGUUGUUAUUACAACGGGGUGCGGGGAAGGCAGAUUUUCUGAACGAUGUGGUUGGCCCGUUGUUGCGUUUCAGCUUUCUGGCUCGCUCGAAGUCGCAGGAGAAAGAUGACGUCUACGAGAUGCCCUCUCUGGUUCAUCUAUUCAGCUCGAUUUGGACCAGGGAGAGCAAGGAAGCCACACAUGCUGCUCAGAAGGCUCUUAAAGCUGUCUCGGCUCAUUAUCCACCAGCAGAUGACUCGGACGAAGAUCUAUGCCGGCAGCUUAGCUCUCACACCAGAGCUGUGCUCAAGGCCACCGGCGCCGCCAUCGCUGACGCCGCCGCCCCUGCUGUCGAGCUCAACACGGUCCUCGAUGACGACACCGCGAAAGCGAGAGCUACGCUCCUGCAUAAUGCCUCUUCGUACGAAAUGGACGUAGGAAACGUCAAACUUGCCGAGAAGUGGGCCGACGAAGCAUGGCGGAUCCGUAAGGAGCGGCUCGGAGAGGACGACACGAAGACUCUCGAAAGCAUGUACAACUCGGCGCGGGCAUACUUCGAGGUCGGCAAUUCUAAAGAGGCGAAUACGCUGGUAGCGUUCUACCUGGACGUGGGCAAGUGGGCAGAGGCGGAGGCGCUGGCCAAGAGUGUGGUUGAAGCCUCGACUCAACUCGGGCCUUUGGCUCUGCCGGAUACUUGGGAUCGCAAGAUGACGCGCGUUGAAGUGUGGAGAAGCAUUGGCAAACACGAGCUCGCGCAGGAGCUCGUCGAGAGUAUCAUUGACGAGAAACGUACGCAAAUACGGAAAGAUCGGGAAAAGAACAACUUGCCGGCGGCCUCAGAAGAAGAAGAAGAGAAAACCAGCCUUUGCGAAAACACCUACGACCUUGCCGACACCCUGCUGACGUUGGCGUUAAUUUGCCGUGACAGAGGCAUGUUUGGGCAGGCCCGGGAAUACGCGGAAAAGGUGGUCAAGGCCAAGAUACAAACCUACGGAGAGACGCACCCCAAUACCUUACGCUGCCAGAUUAGCCUGGCCUUGAUCUACCAAGAGCAGGGCGAGCUGACUGAAGCCAAGAGCCUCGGGCAGCAGGUGACAGCGCAACUCUCGACAACACUGGGACAAGACCACCCAGAAACACUCACGAGCUGGAGCGACCUGGUCUGGGUGUACGAGAAGCUCGGCAUGUUGGAAGUUGCUGAAAAGGACGCCAAGAUUAUCGAGAGAUUGUCGGCGGAUGUCCUGGGCGAAGACCACCGGCAGACACUCCUCACUAGGGGCAACUUGGCUUCUAUCUAUCGAUGCAGGGGCAAGCUAGUUGAGGCUGUUGAGCUGGGCAAGCAAGUCCUCCAUACGCGCGAGGCGACGCUGGGAAGGGAUCAUCCGGAUGCACUCAUUGGCGUCACCAACCUCGCCCUGACGUAUCAGAAGCAGGGCCGUUAUGAGGACGUUCGCAAGCUGUUCCGGCACGGCGCUGGUCUCGACGAGGAAGAUGCCAGUCUUUUCAUCCGGUACGGGCGGGGACUUAUCGGAUCUCUCACGUUGGCUGUGAUUGUUUCAUAUGUUAUUAUUAUUUCUCUUACCACGCUAGGUACUAAGUACAUGCGGUCCCUCAGCGAUUAA
Molecule: messenger RNA, 2478 nt
Organism: Chaetomium globosum CBS 148.51
Lineage: Eukaryota; Fungi; Ascomycota; Sordariomycetes; Sordariales; Chaetomiaceae
Exons: 4
Coding region: 1-2478 (825 amino acids)
Molecular function (GO): protein binding
Source: RefSeq, a predicted model, not a curated record